AAAAAAGCAAAAGGUCAGUGCAUGAUCAUAAAAACAGUAAAUUAUAGAAAAUAAAAGCAUGAGAACAUUAAGGCAUAAAAAUAGUAAAAUAUAGGAAAUAAAAGCAGAAAAAGAAUAAUAACAAUCACUAGUCUACUAGAGUAAGCAAUAAUACUUCAAAGGAACUGUUCAUGGCCAGUUUCAGACAGGAGCAUGACGAUUGCCACACAGAUAGAACGAGACUAGCAGAGAACAUUCAACGGAUGGCGCUAUUGAACUCCUGAAUUUUUCAUUUCCUCUCUCCAUGGUGCUGAUGUCAGUGCACUGCCAGAAGCGAGAUCGCCACUUGAUCUCAAAAAAUGCAUCUACUUCAAAGGACAAAAAAACAGGAAGUAUAAUUGCAUAUAUUAACGUUGUAAUUUUGAACUAAAAUGUAGCCUAACCAUCGUAGAAUUUCAUGUAAAUCGAUCCUGUAGGCUGAGGAAUUUCCAAAAAUAGAAUGAUUACACUAGACGGUAACCUUUUUUCAAUUAACUUGGUUUUGCCAAUUGCGUGUUGUAUUUUUAAAAAAUCCCCAAAUGUGGUCCAGAAGACAGCACACGAGUUAGCAGUAAAUACGUAAUGCCGUCAGAGCUGACAGAAACGCAGCGCCGUCCCCCCUUUCAUUAGUGCUGCUGCACUCUCAACGGAGCAGCAGUUGCGUGCAGUGUCUAGCGUGGCUACUGAUAACCAGACAUAAAUGCUUCACGGUUCAGUGGUAAAACUUGCUUCAUCAUUUCUCGAGUUACCAGUAACAGACUUUUGUAAUUUACAUGUUCUAGUUUCUCAAAGACUACGUAAGCGAGUGGCGCAGAACAGAAGACUGGCGGUGCUGUUUGAAACUCCCGGUCCGGAGGGCGUUUUGAUCAGUCUUCGAACUUGUGGAACAGACUCACACCUAGGCAUCUUCUCUGUGCGUUAUCUAUGCUAUGGGUUAUUAUUCCGUCAAAUUCACAUCACGGCAGGAUACAUUCUACAUAUGCACUUGUUCAUCAUUUGAAGAAUAUGAUUGAUUCAUCAUGGCGUGUUUCCACUUUGCGGUGUGAUACUUUGGAAAGAUGAUAUCCUCCGGUUCGGACUGUACAGUUAUGUCUAGAAGAUGCCUUCUGACAUUCAAACCGUUCAGGAUCUUUGUAGCAGGCAUCGGCUUCUUCAGCCUGUGUUUCUUAAUGACAUCUCUUGGGGGCCAGUUCUCGGCCAAGCGUUCGGGGGACUCUCCCUUCACCGUCCGAGCCGAAGUGCUGGGGGGUCUGGAAUCUCGCGGUGUCCUGAAGAAGAUCAGUGACAUGCUGGAGGUGAUGAUGAGGAGGAUAGACAGCCUCUCCAGACUGGGCAACACCAGCGACUCCCACAGGCUAGACGAGCUAAGCUCCGCCCUGGACAGGUUCCAGCCCAUGGGCCUGGUUGAGCGGAUCCAGGCCAUUGCACAGAAUGUCUCAGACAUCGCUGUGAAGGUUGAACAGAUCCUCCAGAGGAGCCAGACAGCCCGCAAAGGGAGAGACGGCUUGAUGGGCCAGUGUGACAUCCCUAAGGAUCCCCGUUACCCAGACUGCACUAGUAAAGUGGAUUGGAUGCGAGCCCGAUGGACCUCCGACCCUUGUUACAGCUUCUACGGAGUCGACGGCUCAGACUGCUCCUUCCUCAUUUACCUGAGCGAGGUCGAGUGGUUCUGCCCCCCGCUGGCGUGGAGGAACCAUAGCAGCAGCACGCCCACUGUUCAUCCGACACCACUAAGUGUACCAGCAAAGCUGCGCUCAGACCUGGGGCCGCUCCUGGAGCAGGUGGGAACGGGCAAGGAGUCGCUCAGCUUCAUGAGGAGCCGCAUGCGCAGGCUGGCCGUGCAGUGGGCCACCGCGGCGCGACGUCUGGACGGACGUCCGCACAGCCAGACGAGAGAACAGAAGAGGGUGAGUGGGUAUCCAUCCGCCUGCUCGAGCGUUCUACUGAGUUUCCGUCACUGACUCACUCUGGAGGUGAAUGGAGAUCGUCAUGGAGACCGUCUGAAAGACGCUAGCAUGUGCUAGCCACAACCAAUUGGACUCCUUUCACCAGUAGGAAAACAUGACAAACACUUAGUAUUGUAUUAUUAUAGUUAGUUUUUAAUAUGUUGGCACUCUGAGAUUCUUUUGAACGAAGAGUGCAUUACAAAUAAAAUAAAUUAUUAUUAAUUAUUAUUACUUACAGACAUAU
Messenger RNA from Clupea harengus (Atlantic herring), 2208 nucleotides. RefSeq names its product alpha-1,6-mannosylglycoprotein 6-beta-N-acetylglucosaminyltransferase B. The record is from RefSeq and is a predicted model, not a curated record. The transcript is spliced from 7 exons. Gene Ontology annotation, biological process: protein N-linked glycosylation. Gene Ontology annotation, cellular component: Golgi apparatus. The coding region runs from base 1077 to 1979 and encodes 300 amino acids. Gene Ontology annotation, molecular function: alpha-1,6-mannosylglycoprotein 6-beta-N-acetylglucosaminyltransferase activity. Lineage: Eukaryota; Metazoa; Chordata; Actinopteri; Clupeiformes; Clupeidae.